GCGAUUUUUAGUAUCGAAAGUUACUUGACUGACGAAACUUUGCUGAAAAUGGCUCCGAAGACUAGUGGAAAGGCUGCCAAGAAGGCUGGAAAGGCCCAGAAGAACAUCUCGAAGACGGACAAGAAGAAGAAGCGCAAGCGUAAGGAGAGCUAUGCCAUCUACAUCUACAAAGUGCUGAAGCAAGUCCAUCCUGACACUGGCAUCAGCAGCAAAGCCAUGAGCAUCAUGAACAGCUUCGUGAAUGACAUCUUCGAGCGCAUUGCUGCAGAGGCUUCUCGUCUGGCCCAUUACAACAAGCGCUCGACCAUCACGAGUCGCGAGAUCCAGACUGCCGUGCGUCUCCUGCUGCCCGGAGAGUUGGCCAAGCACGCCGUGAGUGAAGGCACCAAAGCCGUCACCAAGUACACCAGCUCCAAGUAAAUCGACGCCUGUCCAUGGAUCAUUCUCCAAAACCCACGAAAUGGCCCUUUUGAGGGCCCACAAAUGCA
Molecule: messenger RNA, 488 nt
Organism: Phlebotomus papatasi
Lineage: Eukaryota; Metazoa; Arthropoda; Insecta; Diptera; Psychodidae
Product: histone H2B
Exons: 1
Coding region: 49-420 (123 amino acids)
Cellular component (GO): nucleosome
Molecular function (GO): protein heterodimerization activity; structural constituent of chromatin; DNA binding
Source: RefSeq, a predicted model, not a curated record